AUGUGGCAGGGGUUGCUCUAUAUAGCCGCUGAAGAUGAAAUCUUCAUAGCGCACAAUCGAGAUAAAGAUGUGCAAUCAGUUCUUAGAGAAAGGAAGGAUACUCCAGUGGCAUUUGAGGCCCAGACUGAGGAUGGCGAUCUGGAAAGCAUUCCUCUAGCCGGCAAGAGCAUAUCUGGAUGGCUACAUGAGUUGGAUGCCAUAGCGAAGGAAGUAGAGGAAGAGUUGGUUUCAAGAGAUAUAGUUUACCAUCGGUUAGAAGCGCUCGAAGCUGUCAAUGCUGUCCUAUUUGAACAGAGAUGCUUCAGAAGAUUGCCCAUUCUUGUGGAUUCAAAACUUUCUUAUCUCCACACUGCACUGAACUCUGGACGUGGCAGUGGUAAAUCCUCAUGCCUCCCAUCACGCGUUAUUUUACAUCUUGCUUUCUAACUGAGAUUUUCUCCGCCUUCAUGUUGUUUAUGUGGAAAUAUUAUUUCUUUGCACACUAAUUUCUCCGCUGUCCCUUGGUGAAUUUAACAAGACUUGUUUGAUUCUUACAGCCGUCAUUCUUAGCAUCAUCUACAUAGAGAUUUGUCGAAGACUCGGAGUAACCAUUCUGGGUUCUCGAUUUGGGGAAGAUUUUCUGAUUUGGCCCCAGACACAAAACCCAGAGGUAACUUGGGCCUGUCAUUCGCUCAUUCAUGCCUCUCUCGAAUUUUGUAUCUCGACUCUGAGGUUAAUCUAUCCUUAUGGAUUCCCUCAUCUUCGUUGUUCUUCAUGCCUGGAAUAAACUGUGGAUGCUGUUUUGGAGAUACUUUCCCUCAUCUUCUAUCUCUUGUAGUGGCUCGAUCCGUCUUCCGUGAUCCUUUUUGGCAGGAUUGUCCUCUGGUAAAUAGUGUGUUGUUGUGCCCCCUGGUCAAUGGCGUUGGGGCGUUCUUCAUUUCAUCUCAGGAAAGCAGGUCGUUAAUUAUCGUUGACAGGGGCUGAUGGAAAGCAUCGAGAGGCUUCAUAUAAUACUUGUUUUUAAGAAUAUCGACUCCGGCUUCCGAGGAAUUGCUCCUAAUAUCCAGAUUCAUCGGGUCGUUUUGCGCUUUUCUUUUGUAGGAGAUUUUCAGGGUUUCCUCGGGGCACAGUCUGUUUGCCAGAGUCAAUGGGAGGCGUGUUGAGGAUCCUAGAACGAAGGCUUCUGACCUGAACAGCAAAUCACUUCUCGGACUUGACAUUGCUACUAACAAGGAUAUUAUUGGGAUUGCGCUGGCUGAUUUGAUUGUAAGUCGUAUACGACGUUGCCCAUUCAUGCCAGCGUUUAAACAUGGUCUUUAAAACUUUCACUCUCCUCAUUCUGUCUCCUACGGUCUAACCCGAAAUGAUCUCUGAAAUUCCAUUCUGUUAAUUGUAGAGGGUUCACUGGAAACGAGCUUCAAGGACCAACCAUGGGCUAAUGCUGACUUCUCCUCUAAGAUCUUUUCACACUAACCUGAGCAAUGAUGAUGAUUCGACAAUACCUCUGCUGCGGCCUCAGGAGCUGAGGUGCCUAACCUAACCAACCUUUUGUCUCCUCUUUCUUAUCACCGAUGCCCUUCAAGCUUGCCCGUUUUCCUUAUGAUCAAGAUGGAAAAUUUAUCUGUCAUGUUCAUCUCGGCAUUUUUCAAUCGGGCAAAAUCUUGAUGAUUUGGUGCAGGUUGGCCGUCAUGGCGUCGGAAAGGCUACUGUUGCUGCAGCCCCACGACUGGACCCUGCGGAGGGACCACGGGAUGCUCCUGUACUACAGCAGGUAAGGCUUCUAGUCGUCAGGCAAAUCCUCUUGCUUUCGUCGUCGCGCGCGCUCAAUCGGAGUGGGGAGACUAACGGGCGACACUGCUGCAGGAGGUACGGGGAGGCGGUGCGGGAGCUGAGCAUCUGCAUGGCGUUCGCGCCGGAGGAGGAGGUGGAGGUGCUGGAGCCCUUCGUGGAGAGGCUCCACCUGCUGCGGCUGGAGUCCUCGUGGAAGCCCAUCGGCGGCAGGCAGGUCGCCCCUUGA
Molecule: messenger RNA, 1996 nt
Organism: Spirodela intermedia
Lineage: Eukaryota; Viridiplantae; Streptophyta; Magnoliopsida; Alismatales; Araceae
Source: the annotation of a GenBank genome assembly